CCCGUGGACGAGGGGGGACGCACCGGCAGAGGGCGUGGACUGCUCCUGGGGGUGUGUCUUUGCCCACUCGGCCUUGGCCUGGCGGAUCAGCGACUCCCUGGUCGGGCGAGUCCAAUGGCUGAGAUUCCGGGUCAGGCGACGGCUGAUGCACCGGUGUUUGGGGUCCGGGAGGGGCGAGGCGACGGCGACGAGGGCGGGUUGAUGGGGUUGGGCGGAGGAGACACGGCGGUCGCGCAGCAGCAGCUUCACGAGAUUCCUGCAGUUCCACGGCCGGACGUGCGCACGGACCGGGCUCUUAGUCAGGCACGACGACGACAGCACCGCGUGCUUUGUGCUUUGUUACUUUUUUCCCUCUUUCUUUUCCCUCUUUCUUUUCCCUCUUUCUUUUCCUUCCCAAGAGGAGCCAUGUCUGGGAGCGGUGCAGGGCCUGACUCCACGUGCCGUUUAUAGCCUUCGCCUCCACCGCAGCAGCAGCAGCAGCAGUCGCGUCAGCACCCGCCAGUAGUCGCCAGUAGUCGCCAGCACCCGCCAGCAGUCGCCAGCAGUCGCCAACAGUCGCCAACA
This is a messenger RNA of Didymella exigua CBS 183.55, 564 nucleotides long. RefSeq lists its product as uncharacterized. The transcript has 2 exons. NCBI's taxonomy places the organism in Eukaryota, Fungi, Ascomycota, Dothideomycetes, Pleosporales, Didymellaceae. The coding region runs from base 115 to 450 and encodes 111 amino acids. The record is from RefSeq and is a predicted model, not a curated record.